Molecule: messenger RNA, 4806 nt
Organism: Cygnus atratus (black swan)
Lineage: Eukaryota; Metazoa; Chordata; Aves; Anseriformes; Anatidae
Gene: IKZF2
Product: IKAROS family zinc finger 2
Exons: 8
Coding region: 360-1940 (526 amino acids)
Biological process (GO): regulation of transcription by RNA polymerase II
Molecular function (GO): RNA polymerase II cis-regulatory region sequence-specific DNA binding; DNA-binding transcription factor activity
Source: RefSeq, a predicted model, not a curated record
AGCGGCCAUGCCGGCGCGGGCACGCGCGCGGGUCCCCCCCCUCCCCGCCUUUCCCUCACCCUCUCCCCUCACGCUGCGCGCCCCCGGCCGGGCUGCGUGUGAGCGUGUAAAGGCGCGUGUGAGGCGGGUGUGAGCGCAGCGGAGGUCGGCGGCGGAUCGGUUUCUCGGGGUUUGACCAGCCGGUCCCGGGCUAACCCCCGGCUCGCUCGCCGAAGAUGGAGGCGGCAGCGCCCGGCGGAUCGCCCUUAGCUACGGCGCCGCUGCCUCAGUUUCCAUAGCCGGCCGCCGUGCCCCGCACAAACACCCGCACACACACACAAGGGGGAUGGAAGGGACUCGCUGAGCACUGCACUUUGACUAUGGAAGCAGAGGCUGCUGAUGGAUAUAUAACAUGUGACAAUGAGCUUUCACCCGAAAGGGAGCACUCCAACAUGGCUAUUGACCUCACCUCCAGUACACCCAAUGGGCAGCAUACCUCACCAAGUCACAUGGCAAGCACAAAUUCAGUAAAGCUAGAAAUGCAAAGUGAUGAGGAAUCUGACAGGAAGCCUCUGAGUCAGGAAGAUGAGGUCAGGGCUCAUGAUGAAGGAAGCAGCCUGGAAGAGCCCCUCACAGAGAAUAACGAGAUGGCGGAUAACAGAAAGAUCCAGGAGCUAUCGAGCGAGGGAGGAAUCCGGCUUCCGAAUGGUAAACUGAAAUGUGACGUCUGUGGCAUGGUUUGCAUUGGGCCCAAUGUGCUAAUGGUACAUAAAAGGAGCCACACUGGUGAACGCCCCUUCCACUGUAACCAAUGUGGAGCUUCUUUUACCCAGAAGGGGAACCUGCUGAGGCACAUCAAGUUGCACUCUGGGGAGAAACCAUUCAAAUGUCCCUUCUGCAGCUAUGCCUGCCGACGGAGGGACGCCCUCACAGGACACCUCAGGACGCACUCUGUGGGGAAGCCUCACAAGUGCAACUACUGCGGCCGGAGCUACAAGCAGCGCAGUUCGCUGGAAGAGCACAAGGAACGCUGCCACAACUAUCUGCAGAACGUCAGCAUGGAGGCUGCCGGGCAGGUCAUGAGUCACCACGUACCUCCUAUGGAAGAUUGUAAGGAACAAGAGCCUGUGAUGGACAACAAUAUUUCUCUGGUGCCUUUUGAGAGACCUGCUGUUAUAGAGAAGCUGACAAGCAACAUGGGAAAGCGUAAAAGCUCCACCCCACAGAAGUUUGUGGGUGAAAAGCUCAUGAGAUUUGGCUAUCCAGACAUACACUUUGAUAUGAACCUACCCUAUGAGAAGGAGGCUGAGCUGAUGCAGUCUCACAUGAUGGACCAAGCCAUCAACAAUGCAAUCACCUACCUUGGAGCUGAGGCACUUCACCCCCUGAUGCAGCACACACCAAGCACAAUUGCAGAGGUGGCCCCGGUCAUCAGCUCAGCUUACGCUCAGGUCUAUCAUCCGAACAGGAUAGAAAGGCCCAUUAGCAGGGAAACAGCUGACAGUCACGAGAACAACAUGGAUGGCCCGAUCUCCCUCAUCAGACCAAAGAGUCGAACCCAGGAUAGAGAGGGCUCCCCCAGCAAUAGCUGCCUGGAUUCUACUGACUCAGAGAGCAGCCACGAAGACCGCCAGUCCUACCAAGGAAACUCUGCCUUAAAUCCCAAGAGGAAGCCAAGCCCGGCUUAUAUGAAGGAGGACGCCAAGGCUUUGGAUGCCACAAAAGCUUCUAAGGGCUCUUUAAAGGAUAUCUACAAGGUCAUCAAUGGAGAAGGGGAGCAGAUUAGGGCUUUCAAAUGUGAGCACUGUCGCGUUCUUUUCCUGGACCAUGUCAUGUACACCAUCCACAUGGGCUGCCACGGCUACCGGGACCCGCUAGAGUGCAACAUCUGUGGCUACCGAAGCCAGGACCGCUAUGAGUUCUCGUCGCACAUUGUCCGAGGGGAGCACACAUUCCACUAGGCCUUCUCAUCCAAAGGGGACUCUUAUGAAGUAGAAGAACUGCACAUGAAGAAAUACUGCACUUACAAUCCCAUUUUUCCUCAGACAUUGAUGCGCCUAUUUUGUUAUUGUUGCUGUUGUUGUUGUUGCUGUUGUUUAAUUAUUAUUAUUAACCUUAUUUUUUUUUUGUGGACCCAACCUCAUUUGCUCUGCCCAGCUUAAGAAUGGAAAGAAGGAAGGGAAGGGAUAAAAGAAGGGUUUGUUGUUGCUGUCACUUUUUGGUGAGUGACCUGACUUGCUUUCUGUGGGAGUUGAAAGGCAGUCUGUCUCAAUCAGCUGUAUAUCGUGUCCUAUUUUGGGAUGUUGCUCAACCCUGCUAGGUGCUUUAAAGUCAUGAUGAGUUGCCGCUCAUUUAUAAUUUCAGACAAAUAGGUAGAAACAUUUCAGAGGAGAGCCUUUUUCAAAUGUGCAGAUGCGGUGGGGGGUUCUGGUGGUUGGAGAAGACUGGGGGAUCUUUAUUCUACAGAACGAACAAUUACAUUUAAAGCAAAACUGUUUAGGGAUUUAGGAGCACGAAUCAAAGUCAAUAUUCUUUUCAAAAUUACUUUCUAGGGUGAGCUGCUUUUCUGGGUUCAGUGUGUAUUGCCCCUCUAGAAGGUAAAGAAAAAAGAAAAAAAAAAAAAGAAAUGUAUGUCUUAACACUGUACCACGUAACAGCAGUUUAGUUUCAUAAGUCCUGAGGGCCUUCUGUGGUAAGUCUGAGGCUCUGUACUUUUAUUUUCCUUAACUUAUGAAGCACCUUUUUUAGAAUUGUUGAUUUGCCAUUACUCCAUGCCUAUGUGUUGACUCACUGGCUUCUUAGAGACCCUUGGGAGCCUUACAUAUUUAGUUGCACCCUAUGGUUUAAGAAAUAUCAUUUGCAAAUAACAUUUAAACUUGCUUCUAGGACAGUAAGUGGCCUAGGAGUGGGCGAGAGAGUCUGUAGUUUACUCAAGAGGUUCUGCUGCUCUUCUAAAAUAAUUUUGUUUUAAAAUUACAGAUUUUAAAAUGACAAAAGUACUGGUAGCAAAGUGUUCUUUAAAUAUAAUUAUAUAUCUAUAUAUACCUAUAUAAAUACUUUCUCAUUCUAUUAUCACAGUGUUAACCUCUUGGCAACAGCCUAAACUUGAGACUUGCAGCUGAGAAAACGCUAGGAGCCAGAUCGUCAGCCAGCAUUAAUCCUCUUAGCUCCAUUGAAUUUAAUGGAACUAACCCAACUAUUUCAGCUACGUCAAGAUCUGAGCCUUGAUCGUUUUUUUUUUCCUCUUGUUGACAUCUUAUUAACUGAAACUGUGAUUUCCCUUUGUUUUCUUGUCAUCAAUUCUUCUUUAAUUUAGGGGUGAAAGUGCAGGUUUUGCUAGAUAGCCUUUGCUCCUGGAGAGCCCACAAGCCUUGCAAACAAACAGAUCUCAUAUGAACGUCCCUACUUCUUUAGAAGUUGAUGCGUGGAGAUAUGCAGGUGCUGUGCUUUUGAUUUCAAUUCACAUACUUCAUUUUUAUUCAUAAUUUAUUAAUUUCAAUGUAGAGAAAACAAAGAAACAAACUCCAGAGCAAUUCCUUGAGCUACAGACUGGACAAGGGAAAAAAGAAAGAAAGAAAGAAAAACCACCUAUCUGUUUUGUUUCCUUUCUUUCUCUCCCAAAAAGUAGCAAAGCCAGCAACCACCCAAGUUGCAGGUUGCAGCAGUAAAAACUGGGCUUAAACCUAUGUGACAGAUUGCCAUUGCAACCCAACUGUUUGUACCAAUCACAAUUGAAAUGUUGUUUGGCAACAAGAGCGCAGCUUGAGAAUGGAAAGAAAUGCAUGGGUUUAACCCCCUCCAUGCAAGCGGUCCCCAUGCACUUGGCGAGACCUUUUCCAACGUAUGAAGUUACUAAAGUAUAAAAGAAGAGAGCAAGAUCAGGCCAUAAUGAGUUCCCAUCUGCUCGCUUCAAUCUGCAUACACUAUGCAUAUGCCAGUUUGCUGUUUGUUUUGAGGGUACUGGGUUUUUUUUCUUCUCUUCCUAGACCUGGAGCGUUUAAAAGUAAGGAGCUGAGUGGUAUUGAUUGAAAUCUUUUUAUGGUGACAUUCUUGGCAGCUAGAACCUGUGUUUAGAAAGGAUACAGUAGAUCAUGGCCAGAUUACCUGAUGACUGCUUCCCAGCACUGAAAUGCUAUUAAGUAGGAGCUGGUAAAGUCUUGCAGUAGCCUAUUAAUUAUAAUACAAUAUGGAGAGAAAUGUCAUCUUGUAUAAUGUGAGAGCUAUCAAGGCUGGGAAUAUACGGGCUUUGGAGAGACAGAUUUAAAGAUCUAUUCCCAACAUUGUUCUUAAUGUCGUUGGGUUCCUCCCCCUCCUUCUUUCUUCUUUCUAAUGCAGAGGAAACUCAGGCAAACUAACCUCCAGCCCUUUCUUGCUUUCUUGCACUUGGUGUAACCGAAGGAGAUUGUGCAGGAGAAAAAGGGGUACAUGCUGGAGGGCAUCACUUAGGUUUUGUAUGGCUGAUUGUCUAGAGCUAGGAAGGUUGGCUUAGGAGGUGGCUGGCUGCGUGCUGCAUCAUCCUGGUUGGAAAUCAAGAAAAAGGGGGUUGCUUUUACAGCAUGUCAUAAAACAAGGGUUGGGGAGGGGGAAGGUGGUUGCAACUUCUUCUGAGGCAGCAAGGGUUUUCUAGGAACAAUGUGCAAAGGGGAAAGGUGCUGGGCUUGAAGGUCACUAGGCUUGCAUGGGACUCCAGAAAGCCCCAUGUAUGUGCAAGAGGAAAGGGUGGCCAAGAAUCGCUUUCAGUCUUGGGGGGAUAACAGUCCAUUCUUCCCUCUGGUCAAUGGAGAGAACGGGCUUUGGUUUCUUGGAAUAGCUAGCACUAGGGAGCGA